AUGUUGGAUCGUGAAGGAAUUAAGGGAAUUAAAGGAUGCUCUAAGGUUACUUCUCAACAAAGAGCCAACAUGAAAAAGUUAGUUGAAGAUUGCAAAGAGAGGAUAAAACGUGCAGCUCCUAAACCAGUCCCAUUGCCAUCGUCAUCAAGGAAUGCAGCUAGUUCUUCUCUCGAUUAUGAUAUGAGCUAUAGAGAUCAUGUUGCAAGUGGGUUUGAUCCAAAGAAAAGAAAAGGAAUGGGUACUCCUUUGGAAAAAUCAUUUAAGAAUGAGGCUAGGGAGCAAUGUGAUGGUGAGGUAGCUAGAAUGUUCUACACAGGCGGUUUGUCUUUCAACCUUGCAAGAAAUCCUCACUACCAAAAAUCAUAUACGCGUGCAUCAUACCUUCCCGGAUAUGUUCCUCCUGGAUAUAAUUCAUUGAGGACUACACUUCUUCAGAAAGAAAGAAAGAAUCUUGAUAUGCACUUGUUGCCUUUAAAGAACACAUGGAAACAAAAAGGAGUUAGUGUAUGUAGUGAUGGUUGGUCAGAUCCACAAAGAAGACCGAUAUUUAACUUGAUUGCUGCAAAUGAGAGUGGUCCAAUGAUGUUAAGGGCGAUCAAUAGCCAAGGUGAAACAAAAACUGGCGAGAUGAUUGCGGAUCUGAUUAUAGAAUGCAUCAAGGAGAUUGGGCAUGAAAAUGUGGUUCAAGUAGUCACCGACAACGCUUCAAAUUGUGUAAAAGCUGGUUCACUAAUUUCAACCAAAUUUCCUACUAUCUUCUGGACUCCAUGUGUGGUACAUACCUUGAAUCUUGCUUUGAAGAAUAUAUGUUCACCAUUACAAACCACAAGAAACAAUGAAGAUGUGUAUGAAGCUUGUUAUUGGAUAAAGUCUCUCAGUGAGGAUGUUAUUUGGAUCAAGAAUUUCAUCAUGAAUCAUGGAAUGAGACUUGUGAUGUUCACAGAGCAUUGCGAUCUUAAACUUCUUACAAUUGCUUCUACGAGAUAUUAUAGUUCAGAGUGGCUUGGAGAAGAGACCAUUAGAAAAGCUCCACAUCAAGAUUUGGAGGUUACAAGAGAAAGAAAAAAUUGCAUCAUGAGAUAUUUUCCAGAUCAAGAUGAAAGGAGAGAGGUUAACGUUGAAUACUCUAAUUUUUCUUUAUGCUUGGAAGAUUUUGGUAGUGUUGAUGCAAUGCAUGAUAGGUUUAUCUUAGAACCUUUAAAAUGGUGGGCUGUUCAUGGAGCUUCAGCACCAAAGCUCCAAGCUUUAGCAUUUAAGUUGCUUGGACAACCUUCUUCAUCAUCAUGUUGUGAAAGGAAUUGGAGCACUUACAAAUUCAUACAUUCGGCAACAAGAAACAAGAUUGCUCCACAAAGAGCAGAAGAUUUGGUAUUUGUGCAUACUAAUCUUCGUCUUCUAUCUAGAAGGAGUUCUACUUAUAAAGAUGGUCCUAAUCAUAUGUGGGAUGUUGGUGGUGACCAAUUUGAUUCAUUGGAUGAGAUAAAUCUUGGAAGACUUGAGUUUGAGGAUCUUUCUCUUGAUGAACCAGAGAUGGAGUCUGUUGUGUUUGCUAAUGGUGAUGAAAAUGAAAAGGAAGACGAUGGUCCAAAUCUUUGA
Molecule: messenger RNA, 1596 nt
Organism: Arabidopsis lyrata subsp. lyrata
Lineage: Eukaryota; Viridiplantae; Streptophyta; Magnoliopsida; Brassicales; Brassicaceae
Exons: 2
Coding region: 1-1596 (531 amino acids)
Molecular function (GO): protein dimerization activity
Source: RefSeq, a predicted model, not a curated record